Molecule: messenger RNA, 5003 nt
Organism: Passer montanus (Eurasian tree sparrow)
Lineage: Eukaryota; Metazoa; Chordata; Aves; Passeriformes; Passeridae
Gene: ZBTB7A
Product: zinc finger and BTB domain containing 7A
Exons: 3
Coding region: 178-1815 (545 amino acids)
Biological process (GO): regulation of transcription by RNA polymerase II
Molecular function (GO): protein binding; RNA polymerase II cis-regulatory region sequence-specific DNA binding; DNA-binding transcription factor activity, RNA polymerase II-specific
Source: RefSeq, a predicted model, not a curated record
GGGAGGCUGGGCACAGCUGUGCCCGCUCCAGGUGCUGCCUGGCUGGGUGAUGCCAGCUCCCUGCCAAGGCUUGCUGCUCUGGCCCGGAUCCGCGCUAAUUCAGCUGUUCUCACUCGAGAGCACCUGGGCUCUGUUCCUCCUCCUCCUCCUCCUCCUCCCCAGCCUUCAGCGUGGAAGAUGGCGGGUGGCGUGGACGGCCCCAUAGGGAUCCCGUUCCCGGAUCACAGCAGCGACAUCCUCAGCAGCCUGAACGAGCAGAGGAACAACGGGCUGCUGUGCGACGUGGUCAUCCUGGUGGAAGGCCAGGAGUUCCCCACCCACCGCUCCGUCCUGGCAGCGUGCAGCCAGUACUUCAAGAAGCUCUUCACCUCAGGGUUAGUGGUGGACCAGCAGAACGUGUAUGAGAUAGACUUUGUGAGUGCGGACGCCCUGUCGGCGCUGCUGGAGUUCGCCUACACCGCGACCCUCACCGUCAGCACUUCCAACGUCAACGACAUCCUCAACGCCGCCACGCUGCUGGAGAUCCCGGCCGUCAGGGAUGUCUGCACGGAUCUCCUGGAGAGGAAGAUUCUGGCCAAAAAUGACCAGAUGGAUACAGUAGAUCAAAUUGAUCAGAGGAACCAUCUCAGAGCAAAAGAGUACCUGGAGUUCUUCCAGAGCAACCCCGUGAACGGCCACCAAGGCAACUUUCCGUGGACCAACCCAGAGUUGAGAGACCUUCAGAGACUGAACUUCCGAGGCCAAGAGGAGGAGGAGGAGUCGAACUGCAAUGGCCUGGACUUCUACUCGCAAGCCACCCCAACCGAAAGACCAAAGGCAAGUGACUGUGACCCCGACAGCAACCCGGCCAUGUGGCUGGACCGCGAGGACGAGGAGCCGGUCAGCGGCGGGAUGUUCUCCCCUUCCCAGAACGGACAUUACAGCAGCCGUGGCUUGGCCACCCCGGGAGAAGAGGAGGGGGGCACCCCCAGGGGCCCUCUGGACCCGCAGGAAGCCGGGGACUCGCCCAGCUUCAUGCCCACGGGCACGGAGACGGAGGACGAUGCCAGGGAGGUGGAUGACCUGGCCGCCAGCGCCCUGCUCCAGCAGAUGAUCAACUCGGUGGGGCGGCAGCAGCUCGGCGACGACGACCGCAAGGACGAGGACGGGGUCAUGGAUUAUUACUUGAAAUAUUUCGGCAGUUCCAGCGAGGGCGACGUGUACCCGUCCUGGUCCCAGAAGGUGGAGAAGAAGAUCAGGGCGAAAGCAUUCCAGAAGUGCCCCAUCUGUGAGAAGGUGAUCCAGGGCGCCGGGAAGCUGCCGCGCCACAUCCGCACCCACACCGGGGAGAAGCCCUACGAGUGCAACAUCUGCAACGUCCGAUUCACCAGGCAGGACAAGCUGAAGGUGCACAUGCGGAAGCACACGGGGGAGAAGCCCUACCUGUGCCAGCAGUGCGGCGCCGCCUUCGCCCACAACUACGACUUGAAGAACCACAUGCGGGUGCACACGGGGCUGCGGCCGUACCAGUGCGACAGCUGCUGCAAGACUUUCGUGCGCUCCGACCACCUGCACAGGCACCUUAAAAAGGAUGGAUGCAACGGGAUCCCGUCGCGGAGGGGCCGCAAGCCGCGGGUCAGGGAGGCGGGCGCCAUGCCCCCCACGCCCACGGGCAGCGCCGAGGACGGCGGCGGCGCGGCCGAGCCCGAGGACACGGCGCAGGGCGGCGAGGAGCAGCAGCAGGAGCAGCACUUUGAGGAGAAUUCCAAUAACGAAGCGCCGGGAUUGAAUGUAGCAGGAGGGUCGGAUGAGGGUAACGCGCAAGGACUCUCCUAAACCAAAAAAAACAAAACAAACAAAGCAACCCCGACCGGUGAAACGAUGAAAGAACCACCUGAAAAACAAAGUCACAAAAUCUAGUUAGUACUUUUCCUCCGAUUUUUCUCUUUAAAAGAUGUUUCUCUCCCUUUUUUUAAGGAAAAAAAAAAAAAGCGACAAAAAAAAGAAAAAAAAAAAAGAGAGAUAUUAUAUUAACGUUUUCCAAUCUUCCCAUCGUAAGCGGGGCUCUCCCCCGAGGAUCCCUCAUAGCCAAGGACCUUUUCUUGGAAAGGCAAGGACGCUAGGGAAGCACCAGGUGGGGAUGGAAAGUGGCUCUGUCGCAUGGAAAAGAGCUUCCAUGUAAAUCCAAAGCUUUAUUUUGUGUCCAAACACAUGUUUAAAAAAAAAAAAAGAAAAGAAAAAAAAACUUAUUUCAGAGAGAGAUCUAUUUAAAAAAAAAAAAAAGGAAAAAAUAGAAAAAAAAAAGGAGUGGUAGGAGUUGGAAGGGCUGUGGCAGGGCGGGGUGUGGGAUUUGGGGGCCGGGGGCUCCUUCCCAGGAGAUGGGGGUCAGGAUUUGGGGUCUGUCCCCCCCAGCCCCCUGCGAGGCUCAGUCGGGCAGCGAGGGCUCGGGGUGGGGAAAAAAAAUUGCUGGAAAUUGCUGGAAAAAUUGCCUAAAAAACAAAACAAAAACAAAAAAAAAAAUCAUGUGAGAGAGGGCAGCAGGUUCGGCAGGGUUUGUGUCGGGCACCCGGGGCUGGGGACACGAGCUGGGGACACCAGGUGGGGACACGAGGUGGGGGCAGCAGGGGUGGCUCAGCCGCGCCGUGGAUUCUGUGUCCACCCCUCUGUCCAUCCCUCUGUCCAUCCCUCUGUCCCUCCCCAUGUCCCCACAUCCGUCCCCACCCCGCGGUGCCCAGGAAGUGCCUGAGUCAGCCCAGCCCCCGCUGCCGGCAGAAUUUGGGGCUGGGGGGUCCCAAAUCCUCCCCCUCCCCCCCCAGGGAAUUUUUCUUUCCCUCCCCCCCAGGGAAUUUUUUCCCCCCACCCCCCCAGGGAGUUUUUCCCUCCCGCUGCCCCAAAAACGCCUCCCAAUCCCUUUGGCAGAAAAGUUCUUUGGGGUCUCCCCUAAAGGAGCAGGAGGCCUUUGGGAGGGGGAGCAGCCUCGGCCCCCCAGCCCCAUUCCCAAAAAGAAAAGAAAAGAAAAAAUAUAUAAAUAUAUAUCUAGAGAUGCUCUAUGGCUGGAGAGGCGGGUCCCGACCCUCGGGGGGAAAAGGCACCUUUGAGUUGGUCACCUGUUUUCUAAAUGCACAUUUUUAAAUGCUAAAAAAAAAGAAAAAAAAAGAAAAAAAAAUAGUAAAAAACCAGAGAGAUUUUAAGCCCUUUUAUUUUCAAAGCACUUUUUAGAUUCUCUUCCUUUUAUUUUAAUUUUUUUGUUGGUUUUUUUGGGUUUUUUUCCUUUUUUUUUUUUUUUUUUUCUUUUGGUGUUUUUACUUUCAAAAGAAAAAAGCAAAGAGCAGGUUUUGGCCGAAUGUAUUUUGGAGAGGGAGUGAGAGGGGAGUGUGUGCUGGGGGGUGGGGUGAGUGGUGGGGCUGGGGGAAGAGAUGGAUGUUUAUUUAAUGCAGAAAAACAAAAAAAAGCAAUAAAAAAUUCCAAAAAAAAGCUUAAAAAUAAUAAUAAAAAAAAAAAAGAAAACAAAGAAGUCUUAGCACUUUGCGAUGGAACGGGUACUUUGAGCUCACUUUAUCUUAAUUUAAAAAAAAGCAAGAUUCAAGAUGUUUACAAGUCAAAAAAAAACUUUAAAAAAAAAGACUUCUACGGAGAAAAAAAAUAUUAUUAAAAAAAAGCCUAAAUUUAUUUUUGUAAGAAAAAAAAAUGUGUAUAUAUAUAUAUAUAUUUAACAAAAAAACCUAGAAAAAAAUACAAAUAGAGGCAGAAUCCAAGUGAGAUUGGAGGAUGGGAGGAAGAUGCUAAUUAGGUUCUGUGACAUGCCCUGACCCUCGGGAAUUUUAAAUAGAAAAAAAAACCCAUGGAAGCUUGAAUUUUAGGCAGGAAUCCUGGGGGUUGUGGCUCGCUCGCUGCUCCCCACAGCCUUGAGGAGGUUCUUUCUUUGUUUGGGGUUGUUGUUUUUUUUUUUUAAUUAUUUUUUUGUAGAAAUAAUUUUAUUUUUUCGAUGUUUUUUUUUUAGCCAGUGCCAGCACAGAGGUGUUGGGAUCCCUGUGGAUUUGGAAAAAUCCCACCUGGAGCAGGGGAAUUGGGAUUUGAGCUUGGAAAUUGGGAUCUGGAUAGGGAAAUUGGGAUUUGAGCUGGGAAAUUGGGAUCUGGAUAGGGAAAUUGGGAUUUGAGCUGGGAAAUUGGGAUCUGGAUAGGGAAAUUGGGAUUUGAGUUUGGAAAUUGGGAUUUGAGCUUGGAAAUUGGGAUCUGGGCUGGGAAAUUGGGAUUUAAGCAGGGAAUUUGGGAUCUGGGCUGGGAAAUUGGGAUUUGACCUGGGAAUUUGGGAUCUGGACAGGGAAAUUGGGAUUUGAAUUAGGAAAUUGGGAUUUGGGUUUGGAAAUUGGGAUUUGAGCUGGAAAAUUGGGAUUUGAGCAGAGAAAUUGGGAUCUGAGCUGGGAAUUUGGGGUCUGGGCAGGGAUUUGGGGUCUGGGCAGGGUCCCAGCUCCAGCCUGGGCUGGGCUCGGGGUCCCUCCAGGGCUGAGAUUUCCCGGGAAGGAUCCGGAGGGAUCCCCAAUCCCAGGGAUUUGUGUCCCCCCAUCCCCCCUUGGGCAGGAAAUUGGGGAUCCCAGCUCCCUGUGCCUCACAUCCCCCCCGAGCAGGGAUUUGGGGUCUGGGCUGUGAACCCCACCGGGAAGGGGCCAAAUCCCAGCUGGAAUUUGGGGCUCUGGCAGCGCUGGCUGAGCUUUUUUGGGAAUAUGCAAAGAAAAUUCCGGGGGGAUUUGGAAAGAGAGACUCGUGGAGGUUCCCUGCUGUGCUCGGGGUGGUGGUGGCUCCUCUUGUCCCGUUUUUGGUUUUAUUUUUUUCCCUUGGGAUUUUCCCACCCUCGCUGCUGCUUUUCCUUCCCCAAUCCCAAAGGAAUUUUUCCCAAUCCCAAAGGAAUUUUGGGGGUUUUGGGAAAGCAGCACCGGGAGGGGGCGAAGAGGGUGGGAUCAUCCAGGUGUGCAGGAAAGGGGGGAAAAUGUGGGGGAAAAAAAGGGGGAAUGAUAAAAAAAAAAAAA